UCGCGAGAGUCCGGUCGCGGGCUUCCCGGGUGUAGGAGGUGGCUGAGGAUCAGGCGGCGGGCUGCCUUUUUUCUCGCCCGGAGGAAGGUUUUCCUAUUACUGUCUCAUCGCACAGCCCACCUGGUGAUCACUCUUCACCAGGGCUCCAAAAUUAGCCUUGCCUGCUGUCCUUCCUCCAGCAAAACACUCACUUCAGUGCCCAGCAUUUCAGCCAGUUGAUUCAUCCAUAAAAUGGAGAGAACAACACCUCACUUGUGGGGUCAAUGUGGAGAGGAGAUGAAAUAAUGAAAGCAUUUAAAGUGUCAUUUGGGGACUUCCCUGGUGGCACAGUGGUUAAGAAUCCGCCUUCCAAUGCCGGGGACACAAGUUUGAGCUCUGGUUCAGGAAGAUCCCACAUGCCAUAGAGCAACUAAGCCCGUAUGCCACAACUACCGAGCCCGUGUGCCGCAACUACUGAAGCCCGCGUGCCUAGAGCCCAUACUCCACAACAAGUGAAGCCACCACAAUGAGAAGCCCGCUCACCACAACGAAGAGUAGUCUCAGCUCGCCGCAACUAGAGAAAGCCCACACGCAGCAACGAAGACCCAAUGCAGCCAGAAAUAAAUAAAUAAAAUAAAAUAAAGUGUCAUUUAGCAAAAAUUAGGCUUUUAAUAAGGAUAGCCUUAAAAAAGAAGGGGUGAUUGGGACUUCCCUGGUGGUCCAGUGGAUGAGACUCCGUGCUCCCAAUGCAGGGGGACUGAGUUUGAUCCCUGGUGGGGGAACUAGAUCCCACAUGCAUGCCAAAACUAAGAGUCCGCAUGCUGCAACUAAAGAUCCCUCAUGCCGCAACAAAGACCCGGCACAGCUUAAAUAAAUAAAAUAAAUAAAUAAAUAUUUUUUAAAAAAGAAAGAAGGGAUGAUGACUAGUUGUCUUUGCUGGGUCAAAGAUGGCCGUCAGACAAAGUAGAUGAAGAGGAUUCCAGGGCAUGGCAGAGACAAAAGACAUCACCGAAAGGUCUCUUACUCCAUGAAGUAUAAAGGCGAAUUCAAAGAGCAAAGUCAGAGCCCAAGUUUUCAGCCUAAAUUGUACAAAACUGAGGAAGGGUGGAGACUAAGAAUGAAACUCCUUUGAAUAUAUGAGAUAUUCUCGGCCUGGUCCAAGGCCCAAAGCAUCCAUCCAUAAGUCUUUGUUGGAGUGAUUACACCUCUGCUGGGAACAUGGGCGUACCAAUAUCUCUUCAAGGUCCUGCUUUCAAUUCUUUUGGGUAUGUACUAAGAGGUGGAAUUGCUGGAUCAUAUGUUUUGCAGUUCAGAUUGGGAAACGUUCUCUUCUCUUUAUGGGUAAACUGGCUCCACCCAGCUGCUGAAAUGAGAUAUAAGUUGUAACAAAACCGGAAGUUGGACAGGCUGCGUUUGCUUCUCGAGGAAUUUGAUGGAUGGCAUAAUGGAGGUCCCAGUUAGAAGACAGAACAUGGUGAGAAAAAAAGUGAGAUGGCAGUUCCUGGAUUUACCCUUGGUGCCUUCAUACUUCUGUUGCUCGUUAGUUCUGUGGCUAAUUAUCCUAAUGGAAAAGUAACGAAGUCGUGCCGUGGAAUGAUUCCUGAACAUGGUCAUACUCCACAGUCUGAUCCCACUUGCCGCAUCUCAGUGAGUCAGAUGACAUUCAGGCCAGGGGAUCAGAUCAAAGUUGCUUUGUCAGGGCCACCAUUUAAAGGCUUUCUCUUAGAAGCACGUGAUGCUGAGAAUUUGAGUGGCCCUCCUAUUGGCUCCUUUACAUUGAUUGACAGUCAAGUGUCACAGCUUCUGACCUGUGAAGAUAUACAGGGAUCAGCUGUGAGUCACACAAGUCCAUCCAAAAAAACAGAAAUUAAAGUCUAUUGGAAUGCUCCAAGCAGUGCCCCAAAUCACAUAAAGUUUCUAGCCACAGUUGUUGAGAAGUACAAAAUCUACUGGGUGAAGAUUCCUGGUCCUAUAAUUUCACAACCAAACGUCCUUCCUUUUACAACACCUAAAGCUACAAUAGCAUCUAUGCCAACAUUACCUCCAGUCUCCCAUUUAACCAAAUCAUUCAAUGCUUCAGAUUGUGGGAACAAGAAGUUCUGUAUUAGGCAUCCUUUGAACUGUGACCCGGAGAAGGAGCUUGCCUGUGUCUUCUUGUCCUUCACACGAGAUGCCAAGUCAGUGAUGGUUGAAAUGAGAGGUCCCAGUAAAGGCUAUUUAUCCUUUGCAUUUUCUCACGACCGAUGGAUGGGUGAUGAUGAUGCUUAUGUGUGUAUUCUUGAAGAUCAGACUGUGCACAUACAACCUUCCCAUCUGACAGGGCGAAGUCACCCUGUAAUGGACUCCAGGGAUCCUCUUGAGGAUAUGGCUUGGAGGUUGGCGGAUGGUGUUUUGCAGUGUUCUUUCAGAAGAAACAUUACCCUUCCUGGGGUUAAGAAUAGAUUUGAUCUAAAUGCAAGCUACUACAUAUUUCUAGCAGAUGGUGCAGCUGAUGAUGGUCGGAUUCAUAAGCAUUCUCGGCAACCUUUGAUUACAUAUGAAAAAUACAAUGUGACAGGCUAUCCAGAGAACAUAGGAGGAUCCCAUUCUUUACUCCUUCUGAAGGUUCAUGGGGCCUUAAUGUUUGUGGCAUGGAUGACUACAGUUAGCAUAGGUGUACUGAUUGCCCGGUUCUUCAAACCUGUUUGGUCAAAGGCUUUGUUUGGUGAUGCAGCUUGGUUUCAGGUACAUCGAAUGCUCAUGCUUACUACUUCUGCCCUCACUUUUAUUGCUUUUCUUCUCCCUUUUAUUUACAGAGGAGGCUGGAAUUGGCAUGCAGGUUAUCACCCAUACCUUGGUUGUAUAGUGAUGAUUUUAGCAGUUCUUCAGCUUCUUUCAGCAGCCUUCAGACCACCUUUACAUGACCCAAGAAGGCAAAUGUUUAACUGGACUCAUUGGAGUAUGGGAACAGCUGCUAGAAUAAUAGCAGUGGCAGCAAUGUUCCUGGGAAUGGAUUUACCAGGAUUGAAUCUUCCUGGGCCAUGGAAAACCUAUGCAAUGAUUGGAUUUGUAGCCUGGCAUGUUGGGACAGAGAUUGUUCUGGAGGUACACACUUACCGGCUCUCUAGAAAAGUUGAAAUAUUGGAUGAUGAUAGAAUUCAGAUCCUCCAGUCAUUUACUGCAGCUGAAGCAGAAGGCUUCCCUGGUGGCGCAGUGGUUGCGCGUCCGCCUGCCGAUGCAGGGGAACCGGGUUCGCGCCCCGGUCUGGGAAGAUCCCACAUGCCGCGGAGCGGCUGGGCCCGUGAGCCAUGGCCGCUGAGCCUGCGCGUCCGGAGCCUGUGCUCCGCAACGGGAGAGGCCACGACAGAGGGAGGCCCGCAUACCACAAAAAAAAAAAAAGAGUGUCUUUAUAUAUUCAGUUACAGAGCUAAAAUGGCAUUUUAUAUGCUAAUUGUUUUGACUCUGAGGUUGUCUUAGCCUUUGGAGAUUGUAGACUUGCAUUUCAAAAUUAAUAAAAUUCACUCUUGUGAACAUAUUUAAGAGUUAUUCUUUGUCCUUGUGGUAAUAAAAUAACAUGGGUGGUUCUGUUUUGUUAGAAGAUCCUGAUGCUAUAAUGAAUUAGAAUUAUCAAUGUUAUUUCCCUUCCGGUUCCAAUAAUUUCUAUUUUAUGACUGGGUCUCAUGUUUGCUAUGAGGACUUCUAGCCAGUGGGUGGCGCCAUAAUACUACUGCUUUGUUACUGUUCACUUGUGCUGAUUCAUUUUUAGUACUUAGAUAAUAUCUUGGGAUGGCAUUUCUCUUAAAAUUCACCAACUCUUAAUAUUUAUUUGAAAAAUUUCUGUCUUUUUUUUUGCCUAACAGUUAUAGGUUACAAACUGAAAUUAGGGACCAAUGUUGUUAUUUUCUGGUUUCAAUUCUAUUUGUUUUCUAACCAUGAUUGUUUGUAACCGUUGUUUGAUACUUCCCUUUACAUUCCUGUGACCCUGUAACAAAUGAACAUAACUAGUUUAGGCAGAGGAAACAAGCAAAACUUUACAUUCUAAAAAUAAAAAGUUUAGGGAGGCAUAUUUUACUUUUUUAGGUGUUCUUUCUGAUUGGUCCAAGGACCUAAAUUCUAUCUGGUAUAAAUAAUAGCCUCAGCGAUGUAUCUUACAUCUUUCACUGGGUAAAAUAAUAUGUUUUUGUUCUUUAUACAGGUAUUUAUCAUAAGUAGCUUAGAGUUUGAGAUGUGAACUUUCCGUGUUUAUGUUCUAUAAGUGCCAGGCUAUUUACAGUCUAAAAUUUCCUUUUGAAUGUCUUUAUUUAAAAACAUUUUGUUUAGUAUAGAAAGUUAAAUGUAUACUAAAAUAUUUUCCUCUAAUUUUCAAUUAUUAGGGGCCUAAAGGUUAAUAAAAUUCUCUUAAUAAAUUAUAUUAUACAUUUGACAAGGAAAGAUUUGUUUAAGGAGAAGAUGAACCUUAGUGGGUUUCGUUUUCAAAUAUGUGAGCUUGCUGGAUUUCCAGUGCUGAGGCUAACCUAUUUUAACUUUUCUUUUUCAUUGAUUCAUCUGUUGGCACUAUUUUGAUAUAUCAUCAAUUGAUAUACAGAGGUGUCCAAAUAAGUCUUUGUCAUCUAACCUUAGUAGACCAACAAACCUUUUCAUUAAUAUCAAACUAUGAUUCUUCUGUUUAUGAAUGGUUGACAUCUACAAAUUGAAAAUGCCUGUUCGUUGCUCCUCUCAGUUUUCCUUCUUGUUUUUGUAAUAAACAACCUGUUUUUUUAAAGAUAUCUUUUGAUAGGAGUAAUUGUUAAACUAAAUGUCUUUAUAUCUUCAGCAAUGUUGCCCCAAAUAGCAAAAUCAUGAGUUUUCUUCUUAAAGAUGGGUUCUUCUAUAAAAUAAAAAUAACUACUUAUUUUUGAAAAAAAAAGUGAAACAAAUUCUAGAAAGUUGUGGUUUGGGUAGCAUUCAUAACUGAGGCUAUUUUUGUUUUUAUUAUUUUCUUUUUUUUUUUUUCUUUUUUUUUUUGGUACGCGG
Molecule: messenger RNA, 4971 nt
Organism: Physeter macrocephalus (sperm whale)
Lineage: Eukaryota; Metazoa; Chordata; Mammalia; Artiodactyla; Physeteridae
Gene: FRRS1
Product: ferric chelate reductase 1
Exons: 21
Coding region: 1471-3435 (654 amino acids)
Biological process (GO): intracellular iron ion homeostasis
Cellular component (GO): membrane
Molecular function (GO): oxidoreductase activity, acting on metal ions
Source: RefSeq, a predicted model, not a curated record